Molecule: messenger RNA, 1224 nt
Organism: Phytomonas sp. Hart1
Lineage: Eukaryota; Euglenozoa; Kinetoplastea; Trypanosomatida; Trypanosomatidae
Source: the annotation of a GenBank genome assembly
AUGGCCUCCGCCCUGCACGAGGCCGACGAGGACGACGACGCCCCCUCGUCGGCCUUAAACUCGGACGAGGUGUGCGAGCUGGUGCGGAAGGAACUCGCCCCGGGGGGGGGCAACGGUUUAAUAGUCAACUCAAAGACGGGCGAGGCAUCGGAACGGCCAACCCCCGCCACCGCGAAGGAAAAGGUGGCGAAUAGCAUCACCGCGGUCCUGCCUAUCGCACGUCCCCUGGCCGAGACGAUCUACAAGACGUGGAUGUUGCAUAACGAUGGCCGGAGCAACCUGUUUAACAUCGCGGCACCCUCCGAUUACGUCUUGGAUGUCAAACUUUUGGCUUUUGUCAAUUUGCACCCGUCCUCCUCGCCGCCCCCCAACGACCAGGGGGUUUUGAAAGGCGGAGACGGGUCAAGCGCACCGGAGAUCCCACCCGGGCCGGUUAACCUUUCCACAUCUACAUCGCAAACGGCAAACGAACCGGAGCCCUCAUUAGGGGAGGCGGUUCACGUACAAGCGAUCAACCCAGGCCCUGUUCAGACGGACACUACAUCCACAACCACCCACGUUCUAGCGCUACGUAAUCCACAAAUCGACGAUUCCGCGGCUGACUCGGUUCGACGCCUGGAAGGCCCCGCAUCAUCCCCCAAACGGUUUCAUCGUCUCCGCGCGAGGAUGCAAAAGUGGGGUUCGGUUCUUUUUUCAACGCGCAAAGGAUCCAGCGUGGAGAAGAAGGACCCCACGCCCCAAACGAUUGCCGCCGCAAUCCACGAAUUAGACCACGAGAGCCCCCCAAAGGGGGUUACCAUUUGCAUUAGUGGAAGCAAAUUCUCGAAUAUCCCUUCGACCGCGCGGGCCUGCGUGCUUCUAACGUUGGAUACCGUAGUCCCGCCAGGCCGCUAUACCAGCGAUUAUGAUUGGUACUACAGGCGAAUUGUUGGCUUUGAAAGCGAGUCCGAGCGCAUCAUGGUGGCGCGUGUGUUUUCCCAAAACAGCCCUACACUUUUGGUUUAUUUCUUUGAUUUUUUGAAGCGCAUGCUCAUAGGGAAGGAGUUGGAGUUUGUUCUUAACAGGGGGAUUUGCAAGAAGCUUAGUAUUCCAGAAGACGCUUCGAAAUAUAUACCAGCAAUGCGGAAGCUUAUGUUUAUGUAUAUGGAUACCUCAAGGAGGUGGAUUUUAUCCGAUUUGACUCCCCUUUCCCCAACUAACUACAAGGUUGUAGUUGAGAAAUGA